Amorphotheca resinae ATCC 22711 is the source of this 2129-nucleotide messenger RNA. RefSeq lists its product as hypothetical. Gene Ontology annotation, cellular component: membrane. The coding region runs from base 306 to 2129 and encodes 607 amino acids. The record is from RefSeq and is a predicted model, not a curated record. Gene Ontology annotation, molecular function: transmembrane transporter activity. Gene Ontology annotation, biological process: transmembrane transport. Lineage: Eukaryota; Fungi; Ascomycota; Leotiomycetes; Helotiales; Amorphothecaceae. The transcript is spliced from 2 exons.
GUUUAUUUGGUCGCGAAAAAGAAAGAGAAAUAUUGACAAGUCUUUUGAACUUCUGAACUUCUGAUACCCUCGUGCUUUUUUACCUGUGCCCUGACGAUCAGAUAUAAAUCCCUUGUCUACACGUUUUUGCCACUCAAUUCGUCCUCUAUAGACGAGCAGGCGGCCUCUUGGAAUGGCAAAGCAAGAGCUGAUCUCCUGUGCACCUCCCCUAUUGAUAUUGUGUGGGUGAUUGUUCACCGUUUCUUUGAAUCCUCUGUAUAUAUACGCUCUUUGGCGGCUUUGGGAUUCUACUUCCGACCAUCAUUAUGACGAGUGUUGUUCCUGAAGCUUUAGCCGCUGGCUCUCCAAAAGGAAAUCAAAACCGCCAUGCAUCAGAUGGCCUGGAUAAUCGUUCUCGAAACGGAGACUCACCUAAUUCCAACGAGAUAAACUUGGAUCAUUUUCAUGAAACUGGGUUCGCCACAACUCUUCCGGGGGUCAACCGGCCACCAACCUCUGAAUCACACAAGACGGAGGACAACCAAGAUCAAGAACUCGAAGCGAUAGAGGAAUCGGACCAAGCUCGAUUGGAGAGACUCGGGAGGCAACGACCUGAGGUCUUCGGUUCAAUAUGGUCCGAAGUAGGCUUUAUUUUUUCUAUAGCAAUGUCCCAGGUCCUUUCUGAAUACUUCGUCUCAGGAUUCACAGUGAUCCUACCGUCCCUCGCUACAAAGCUUCAUAUCCCAGCUGCAUCAUCAACAUGGCCUGCCAGUGCCUUCUCUUUGACCAUGGCAUCAUUCCUUUUGAUCUUCGGUCGAUUGGCCGAUAUCUAUGGCGGGUUUCCCGUUUACGUUGCUGGAUUGGUAUGGCUUACGAUCUGGAGCUUGGUUGGGGGCUUCUCCCAGAACGAGAUCAUGCUUAAUUUCUGUCGUGCUCUUCAAGGACUGGGCCCAGCUGCUUUCCUUCCGUGUGGUGUAAUGAUCCUCGGCAGCAUCUAUCGUCCCGGGCCACGGAAGAACAUGGUCUUCAGUAUCUAUGGGGCCAUGGCAUGCAUAGGCUUCUUCGUCGGGAUCUUCUUUGCUGGCCUGACUGCUCAAUAUGACGCCUGGCGCUGGUUCUUCUGGGUUGGGACUAUUCUCUCAGCCAUCACGGCAGUAACAGCAUAUCUCUCCAUCCCAUCGGACAUGGAAGAGAAACGCAGAGUGGCCGUGAAGGACAAGAUGGAUUGGCUCGGCGCCAUCCUCAUCGUCAGCGGUCUCAUCCUCUUCACAUUUGCCAUCAUCGACUCCUCGCACGCGCCUCACCAGUGGAAGACUCCCUACAUCUACGUCCUCUUCAUCGUCGGCUCCCUCCUCCUCCUCGUCGCCGUCUACGUCGAAGGCUGGGUCGCAACCCAACCCCUCAUCCCCGCCUCCCUCUUCCGCGUGCCCUGCCUGCCCGCUCUCAUCAUCGCGCUCUUCCUCACCUACGGCUCCCUCGGCAUCUUCCUCCUCUACGGCACCUUCUACAUGGAGAACAUCAUGGGGGCCUCCCCCCUCCAAGUCGUCGCCUGGUACGUGCCCAUGGCGCUCGGCGGCUUCACCAUCGCCACAUUCGGCGGCUUCAUCCUGCACCUCCUCCCAGGCACGCUCCUAAUCAUCAUCGCCGGCACGUCGUGGAUCAUCGCGCCGCUCCUGUUCGCCAUCGCGCCGAGCGGCGCCAACUACUGGGCCUACAUCUUCCCAUCGAUGAUCUGCGCCACCGUCGGCAUCGACAUCACGUUCAGCAUCACCAACAUCUUCAUCACGACGUCGCUGCCCCGCAACCAGCAGGGCCUCGCCGGCGCCCUCAUCAUGAUCCUGCUCGGUCUCGGCAUCGCCGUCAUGCUCGGCUUCGCCGAUAUCGUCAACACGUAUACCGUCGCCCGUCUCGGCCCCCGCAAGAGCUACCACGCCGUCUUCUGGUUCGAGGUCGCCUGCGCAGCUGCCGCCCUCAUCAUCCUCGCUCUCUUCGUGAAGAUCAAGAAAGCCGAGAGCGAGCUAACCGUAGAUGAGCGGUUGGCGCUGGAGGAGGCUGCUGCUGCGGCUGCAGGUGCGGAUCCCGUCUUGACGGUUCCUGAUGAUGGGGGGCCGGGGGAUAGAGAACCGAAAGAACAGCAGGAAAAGGUUUAA